Theileria parva strain Muguga is the source of this 1797-nucleotide messenger RNA. RefSeq names its product farnesyltransferase subunit beta (gene FNTB). The transcript is spliced from 2 exons. Gene Ontology annotation, cellular component: protein farnesyltransferase complex. Lineage: Eukaryota; Apicomplexa; Aconoidasida; Piroplasmida; Theileriidae. The record is from RefSeq and is a predicted model, not a curated record. The coding region runs from base 163 to 1782 and encodes 539 amino acids. Gene Ontology annotation, biological process: protein farnesylation. Gene Ontology annotation, molecular function: protein farnesyltransferase activity.
CUAUUAUUAACUAUUAUGAUAGUAUUAGUAUAUAGAGUAUAUCAACUUUAAUUAUUUGCCACUUUCUAACAUGAUUCAGAGGAUUCCUCAUAAAUCCUUUUUCAACACACUAGGAUGUAUGUAAAUUGUAGAAAAUAACUUCAGGUUUCCAAAUUGUGGAUUAUGGACUAUUUAAGGGAUAAAUCCUUAAGACGACUAGAUGAUUUUUUAGAAAAAUUAAACAACUUUAUUCUUCAAAAUGACGAUGAUAACCAAUUGAGUCAAGAGAAUACAUCUGAAUAUGUACCAUAUUUGAUUGUAAAGUAUGUGAUUUCCAUCUGCAAUGGAGAAGAUUUUGAACCUAGUUCUGAUUCCUCUAAUGAAAAAAUUGAGGAGUCUUAUGAGAGUCAAAAACUCGUUGAAUUUGACUGUAAUGAAUUUUACACCUCCCGAAUGAGCCUAGUUUUGAAGAAUUUUACAUCUUCUAACCUUUCUCUUGAAACUUUUUUCGACAACAACUCUCAAUUCUACUGCCAUACCUCCAGUAGUAGUACUAAUAACACUGAUAAGUCAAACAACUCAGUUAAUCCUGUAUCAUACGUUAUUUAUUCAAAAAAAGAAGUUUCAGGAUUAUUAAAAUCUGGUCAUUGUAAACUUGCAGUUGAUUUAAUAGGUGAUGUUCCAUUAAGUGAUAAGGGUGUUGGAAUUAACUAUUUAAAACAUGGGAAACUAGUUUUGAAAAGGUUUACUUUUUUACUUAAUCGCGUUUGUCCGCUGAGACCAGAGCUUCAUAUUAACUACAUUAAAUCUCAUUUAUCGCAAGACAAGGAAAUGCUGAAGAUGAUUGAUCUUGCAUACCUAGACUCCUCAAGGCCCUGGAUCAUGUACUGGUCACUACACUCACUACUAUUACUUCGCCAUGAUAUACAAUCUUACAAACAAAGAAGUCUGAAUAGUAUAAUGAAGUGUUGGGAUAAUGAGUUUGGAGGAUUUGGUGGAGGCGAGUAUCAGAGAGCUCACGUGGCAACAACCUAUGCAGCUCUGUGUGUUUUAAAGAUGUUUAACUCUGUUCACAUGGUUGAUGUAGAGUUGUUGUACUCCUUUUUGAUGGAUAUGAAAUCUUCGGAUGGGUCGUUUUCAGCCACAUACGGAGGUGAACGUGAUACCAGGAGUACUUACUGUGCCAUAGCAAGUGCUUAUAUGGCCGGAAAUUUAACUGAAGAACUUACUGAGAAUACGCUAGAGUAUAUUAUUAGCUGUCAGACCUAUGAAGGCGGAUUAUCAUCUGAACCUUAUUUAGAAGCUCAUGCAGGUUAUACUUACUGUGGUCUAGCCUGUAUUGCUAUCAUUAUCACCAAUACCCUUAACACUGGUAAUUAUAACACUGGUGAUAGUAGUGAUACAGUUAGUAAUGUGAAGAAUAAGUUAGAUUUAAUGAAAGUGUAUGAAUGGUGUGUUAAUAGACUGACACCUCAAUUCGGAUUUCAAGGUAGACCUCAUAAACUUGUUGAUUCAUGCUAUUCUUUUUGGGUAGGAUCAUCAAUACUUAUUAUUGAACAACUAUUUAAUCAACUUGAUAAAUUUUACGGUCAAAAUGAUACGACAUUUUAUAAUCGAGGUGAUAGAAAAUUGUAUGAAGAACUUUUGAAGUGUUAUCUAUUGGUGGUUGCUCAGACUGGUAAGGGAUUUCGAGAUAAGCCUGGCAAACCUUCAGAUCUUUACCACACCUGCUACUCACUCUCAUAUCUUAACCUAAUUGACAACAAUCUGCCACAUGACAUUUUACUCAAUCUUACCACUUAAUGUUAUAAUAGUGUA